This is a messenger RNA of Cutaneotrichosporon cavernicola, 8496 nucleotides long. RefSeq lists its product as uncharacterized. Bases 1 to 8496 code for a protein of 2831 amino acids. NCBI's taxonomy places the organism in Eukaryota, Fungi, Basidiomycota, Tremellomycetes, Trichosporonales, Trichosporonaceae. The transcript is spliced from 9 exons. The record is from RefSeq and is a predicted model, not a curated record.
AUGUCUCCCUCCAACGGGCCCUCCCGUAGCGCUCCUCCCUCCCAAGCACCAUCCCCCUCCCACGAUGGAGAGCCAAGCCCCUCCAAGCCCCUCCCAGUUCUCCCAGCUAUGGAGAAUCCCCACCCGCCCACGGGCCGCGCAGCCCCCCGCUCUCGCAGCGCCGUGACAGGAAACCCGGGCACCUCACAGUCUGUACCCGUGCCCGACGAAACUUCAUCACAGGAAACUAUCGCAAUCGUCACGAUCACGCCCCCGCCCACCCACAAGCCACCCAAGCGUGGUCGUCCCCGCAAGAACGCUGAGGCGAAGCCAUCGUCGACGGUACAGAAAACCCUCCUGCCCGACACGGCCACCCCCAAGCGCAAGCGCGACCGUCCGACCAAGAACACCGGGGCUGGGCGAUCGGUCCCCAACCCUGCACAGAACAGCCUCCCAUCUACCAAGCCCAGCACGCCGCCGAAAACCCCCAGAAAGCGCGCCCGCCAGUCCAAGAACGCCAAGACCUCCACAUCAGUCUCCAACUCCACAGCAAUUCCUAUCUCGCCAACCUCUUCCAAGAAGCCGAUCGAGUCGUUGCCCGCAACCCCUGCAAAGCCGCCCCAGCUCCCCGACAAGCCGUCGCAGCCUCAGAGCCAGCCUGUGCGGCACGGAGAGCCGAUUGGCCUGGAACCCAGCUCCAUGGCCUCAUCCUCAUCUCACUGGAUGCACCAGCCCGGUGCAUCAUUCUCCGGCCCCGCCCAUGGUCAGUUUGAUUUUGCCGCCCCUUCCAACUUGCCUGGGUGCGGACCAGGCCAUGGUUCCCACCCUGGCACUCACCAGCUCCGUCCGCCACCCCAGCCUCCCGUCAACCAGGUCACGAACGACGGUCAACAAGGCGUCCAAGUCUGCACCGCUCAACCUGCGCCAUGGGUUUGUGUUCCCGCGCCACCCUUGUAUGCAGCCGGGCCUCCCUACUCCCGCUUGCCACGCGAGUACGUAGGAUGGCCCGAGCGCCCCUACCCCACUCUCGACGAGCCCACGCUGAUCAAGUGGCUGCUGAACUGGAAUCCACCAGACCAGAUCCUGAUGGUCGAGGACUUCACGUUCCCAACUUGGAAGACGGAUCGGAUGCUCUCGGCAUUGGUUGGUGGCCUCCUUCGCUCGAGUCCGCCACAGGUGGUUCUCGUCGGCUCCAGGCGGUACGAGCACCUCAAGGGCACGGUCGGGGUGACGCCCGAGAACAUCCAGGGCAUGCAACUGACCUUGUGUCGGGCGGAAGAUGAGGCGGUCCUUACUCUUAACGUCGUGGGUAUGGUGUUCCAACGCUACGCUCCCGAUGUAGAGUUAAAUGAAUGGCGCUGGUACCCCAUGAGCACGGUUUUACCCCAGCCGAACGGGGAACUCCGCAUUCGUGCGUCUCGUGAGCACAUCCAGUGGCUUCGCGACAGGAUAACCAGCAUGCUGUCGCCGGUCCUCAACCAGAGGAUGCUCGACCGAGCGGCCGAGUCGGAUGCUAGCCCUUCGCGUAUCGAGCCCAUUACGCAGAACACUUCGGGCACACACCAGCCUGGGGCACUCGGCUCACCCCAAAGUGGGCCCACUGAGCCGGAACCGAGCUUCCUGCCGAUGUUGCAAGCUCAACCGGAAGCUGCUCCCAGCGGGCGACCAACGAUCGCACAGCCAGCAGUUGCUGGAACGAGCUCGCAGCCUAUGGGCGCUGGGUCUCAGCUUGUCGGGCCUGUUUCGGCUCUAGUGCACGCGACACAGGCUCCGGCCCUAAUGAGACACGAGCAGAUGAUCGAGUACGCUCUUGGGAACUUCCAGCCUGGCCCGCAUGUCCCAGCCUCCGAGCAAUCAAGCUCAUCAGCUGUGCAGAACCGCGUCCUAACACCUCGUCCACGUCGGUUAACGACGAACAACCUUCCGACUUGGCUCAAUACACCGUCAGCCAUCGAACAAUCGAUGAUGAUGGUCACUGCAUCCCCCACCACAGCUCCGCCAGUGAAGGCCCCUGCAACGGACACCGCGGCUCGAACAGUACUCAGCUCGCACGACCGGGCACAGGAUUUCAUCCCCGCCCAGCCCGUCGCGGUCGCCAAAGCGCUAGCCGCCCAGAUGCUCGCGGCUGGGACGCAGUCUGAACUAUCGGCAGCCGCGUCAGUGGCAGCUUCCCAGCCGGCCUGGUCCCCUGCAGGUGGCCCUCAGCAGCUCUCAGCAGCUGGGCCUCCCCACCUGACCCCGCUUCUGAGCGCACAGCCCUUCGUGGCCGGCCCACCAGGGCCAUCAGCCGCGACAACAACUGCAGUCGGUGCAGGCAGUUCUCAGGCGAUGUGCUUCUCGGCGCUCGGAUUCGACCAUAGGGCCCUUGGGGAGGGGUUUGGAUUCCCCAAUCACGUCCAAUUGCAAGUCCAAGCGCUAGUGGUGACUGACCCCAGCCCUGUGGUCUCGGCCUCGGUCUCAGGCCCUGGACCCAUCACGUUUGCGAGUGCCUCGGCAACCGGAAUCAGUUUCGGUGCAACACUCGAAGACGAGCCAGGCGUGGACGUACCUUUGGACGUCGACCUGUUUGCUGGUCCUUUGUCGUUUGACGAGGCAUUGUUCCGAGCCAGUUAUCCAGAACACACGCCGCCGACGUCACGAGCCAAGGCUCACGGCUACAAAGGGGGCAUGUCAGCCGACACCUCCGAUCCAGCCCUCGCUGCUGCCGCCGUUGCGCUCCACGACCCAACAGACCCCUCGUCAUGGCUCGUAGCAGCGUACGCGCCCGGCACGACAGCAAUUGUGCUACGCGCGGCAGGUGGUAGUCCCCGGUUUCCGGGAUUGCGCGACGCGAUCGAGGCGACACAGGGCGUCUCGUUCGCAUAUGCGCUCGUGCGCGACAAGGGUCUGGUCCUGCUCGUGCUUGGGGGUGUUGGUGGCGUCAAGCGAGCCAAGGCCAUUGUACACGCGCGCGCGUUCGCCGCCAUCUUCCCGGACUACCUCGCGCUCGCGACGCUCACGACGGCAGCUGAGUUGACGGACAACCUCAUCGCGGAGCGGCUUGGCAUGUUGAUUGAUAAUGUCGUCGAGCGCGGGGACGACGCUACGCCGUCGGCGUCGGCUUUCGCCACGGCGCCAUCAACCCAGCCCGCGUCGGCUCUCUCAUCCGUCCCUUCCUCUCCCGCUCCACCCCUCCCAUCCAAAUCACCAGGUCCACCUGUCCCUCCCACACGUUCCAUCCCCACGACAUCUCCCACUGAGACCUCGAGUUCCGGAUCAACACCAGGCCCAAGCUCAAGCUCAGGCCUCACUCCGCGCGGGAACGCCUUCGCGCGGUCGGCUGAGCGUGAUCUUCCCGACCUCCCGGACGAUCCAACGACCCCGCGUGCGGCCGUGCAGAUGGCUACCACAUCUUCUUCCGUUGUUGCGCCGGUUCCUCAGCGUCUGCGCAAACGGUCGGCUUCGCCGCCUCCAUCGAGCGGGAUAGAAAAGACGACACCGGCCCCUCAUUCACAUUCGCAGCCGACCUCGCCAUCAAUCCCCUCACCAGAGUCACUGCCUAGCAUGAUGUCGCACACACCCCUGACGCAGGCAGCCUCGGCUAUUCCUAUCACUCCUACGACUCCCAUCACACCCGUGACGCCCAAGGCGCCAGUCAACCCCAACGCACCCCAUCAGCUGUACCAAGGCGUCAAGGAUGCGCGCAUGCAGCCGUCCCCGAUCGACACAGCACCGAAGGACGCGCAGACGUAUCCCGAGCCUCUAUCGCGAGGGACAGCGUUCCCCGCCGCAGGCAGUCUCGUGGCAGCCGCAGCGACUGUGUUAGGCGUCCGCACUGCCACGAGCAUCCAGACCUCGAGUCCUUUGCUGUCUAGUCCGAACGCGAGCUUCCGCUCGCCGUUGUCGUCGUCCCACUCCAACUUCUCUGACUCGCCCCGGCAGCGAAGUGUCUCCAAUUCAUCUGGGCGUCUAGGGUCCGAGGCGAGCUUGACGCGGCCCCUCUCCCGCGACUCGGGUUACUGGGGUGGACGACCUCCAUCGCGAGACGCGAGUGUCCCGACGUCCGUCACCUCUGACUCGCGCCGCUCUUCACGACGCGGGAGCGACCCAUCUUUCUCGCCGAGCAUGCUAAGCCGCAUGUCGAUGGGCGACGCGCCACCCGUGCCACCUCUCCCGCAUGAGCUCCGCCGCGCCUCACGCGAACCCAUGCGCGGGGAGCCUGAGCCGCUACGCGUCGCGUCUGUUCCCAAUUCUCCGGCGAGCAGCCCGCUCAUCCACUCUCCACACUCCCGAGGUGGGUCUUCUGGAAGUCGACACAGCCACUUCAUGUCUGCCCCACUACCUGUCCCGGACCAUCCACUUCCCGCUGUUCCGACUAUCCCUAAUCCGCUUCCCAACCCAGCUGGCAUGCCGCUUGCUCCGUCGUCGGCAGUCGGUUCACCACCUGUGGGUUUUGGUUCCCCCCCAAUCCCGCAACGCUCGCGACAACGGCUGGUAUCUGGACACGGCGGCCGGCCACUGCCACCACCGUCUCCUGUCCCGGAUGGACCGCUACCGCCAGUUCCGAACGUUCCGCCGCUCUCAUCGAAGGCACCCCUCCGUCCUCCGCGCCGUGGCCUUAACGCCAGCGCCGGACCGUCGCCUGAUCCGAGCGCGGGUGGCUUCAACCAGGCCCCUCUGCCGCCACUGCCGGCUGCUGUACGCGAGGCGUCCCUCGCCAUCGCCGAUAGGGGGCAAAACUCACUCCUGUCCUCGCCGCUCGUCUCAAGCCCGCACGCGUCGCCUCGGCUCAGCGCAGAGCUAGUCAGCCCCAUGAGUCCCGGCUCGAGAGUCGGCUCGGGCUCGGGUGCCUUCUUCUCUGCGCGUAGCAGCAUGGUGGCGCGGCCUGAUUCGGAGCGCGACCCUAGUAGGCUCGACUCGUUGCGCAGCUCCAUGAGAUACGACUCGGGUCCCGAGACAUCAAGGGGCGAGAGGAGCGACUCGACCAGACGCGACUCUGGCCGGCCCAUUAGCACCAUGCUCCCGUAUGCGCAGUCCGAGAGCCGUGAGGCGUCGUCUUGUCAAUCCGAGGAGCAGCGGGCUGUGACGUCAUCGGCUGCAUGGGGGCUUGGCCUGGGUAUAACCUCCGUCGAUCUCUCGACGCCAGUGCGUGAGCGUAGCCUCGACCGUGUGGGGGACAGCGGUGCGCGUCCUCUCAGCACCUCGAGCUUCGCGAGCAUCAAGAGCAACCGUGCACCGCCUCCGCCACCCGUCACAAUUCCAGUAGCCGCGCGUACUCCUGGCGUCACAGGUGCUCCGGACUCGGCACCCAGCAGCGCCGCGAGCUCUACCCGCUCGGCCGGCAAGAAGUUCGGCCCGAAGAAGAGCAACUCGAUCUCUAGAAAGCCGGUUCCAGCUGUCGACGCGGUGCUGCUAAGCAAUCCGGACCAGCUGUUGGCGCGCACACCUGCUAGGAAGAGCAGUUUACGUCGCGUCGUCGAGGCCAGCGUGUCACCGCAGCUUUCUUCUUCGCCUAGCGUGGGUGGGGCGACCGAGCUGCUGGCUGCCCCCGAGGCCCUCAAGCCGCCCCCGCUGCGUGACUCGCCGCGCUCUUCCACGCCCCGCCUUCCCGCCUCACCUGCUUUCGGCACGCCUCCUACAGCGACUGAUUCGCUCGACAUUGAUGGCGGCAUGCCGCAGACCAUCAGCCCGAGCCCGAAGCCGCGAUCCGUGCGCUCCGCAUCAGGGUCGUCAACAUCGAGCCCUCUCGUCCGUGCUGCAAGCGUACGCGGGAGCCCGCGUCCGGGGUCACCAGCACAACUUGAACGCUCCAGAAGUCUCAAGGGCAGAGAGCUCCGACCUGAGAUCCUACCAGGCGAGGGGCGUACUGUGCGCGGCAUCGAUCUUUCCGCGGUCGGGAGUGACGUUGUCGGUUUGGCCCCUGCGAUUGUUGCUCCAACUGCCAUCGCACCAGCAUGGAGGCCCCAGACACCGCAGACACAGACUCGUGCUGCUCUCGAGGACGCAUCUUCACCAUACAGCAUCCUCUCCUCUCCGCAUUCCGUGGACGCCAUGGAGAUGAACGAAGCGCCAUCCUUUGCCUCGGCGCAGGUCGUCACGGCCAAACCAGCCCUUGCUAGAGUCUUGUCCCUCUCCAACGGGCAGGUAACCAACAUCACCCCUGACUCGGCGAGGUCAGUCAAGACGAGACCCCUGUCGUCGCCGGUCAGCCCGUCUCGCCGCAUUCCGGGUCAUGCCAAGUCUUCAUCAGAGUCUGAGACCACUACGCCAUCCAAGUCGCCAGCGCUGCUCUCUACGUCUGCGACGCACAUACAGCCGCGAGGGAUUGGCCUAGGCUUCGUCCCCGCGUACGAGGACGAGGUGGAGCGCAUCACGGUCGAGGAUGACGAGAUUGACACCCCGUCCAAGGCGUCGUCCAGGGCACCCUCUACGGAGAGCCCAGGUUCGAGGAACGUUGUGGACCUUGGCAGCGAGGGGAGCACCCCUGUCCAGUCCGUUACGGCGACCAUGCCGGUGCACCGCUCGCCGCCUAGUCGCCAGCGCGAUCUGCCACCCAUUCCCCCCACGCCAAAGUCUCAACUGGCCCCUCCAGCGACGAUACCAACAGCUAGUGCCACACCGAUGCGGCAUGUGGUGCGCCGCACAACGUCAUCCAAGUUCCGCCUGCCGUUCCGCUCGCCGCACCCAGCGGCAGACGACGACGACCUCAGCCCGCCGAUGUCGCCAACCUCGGCACGCCUCCGCUCGCACAGCAUCACCAACGCGUUUCGCAGACGCCGCAACACAAACUCGGGCACGCCGCCCGGCUCGCCGCCGGUGCGCAACUCGCUCGUCUCGUCCAACUCGACCUCGGAGGACCACUCGACGCUUCCUUACGAGUACGGCUUACAGGGUCUUGGCUUAAGCAGCUUUGCGCUCGCGCCAAGCGCGUAUCGCACGCCGGGUGGCGGCAUCGGCUAUACGCCGCCAAAAAUGGAGCGCAAGUUGAGCAUGACAGCGCAGGAGGCGUUUGCGUCCGCGCGUGAACGACAGGCGCUCGAGCAGGCGGCGCAGCUCGAGGCAUUCCGGAAGAGCGAAAAGGCGCGUUCGCUGUCGCACACGUCGUCUGCGAACCCGACCUCACGCGUGACCAGCUUGGCGAUGAGCAGCGAGUUCAUGUCCGAAGAGUCGCACUACGACGAUGCAAGCGAUGAGGUUCCGCAGUCGCUGAGUCUUGCGAUGGUUACUGUCGCCGGCACCGAGCCGGUAGCCUCGCCCGUUGAGCAGCUCGCGGCUGCGGCCAGCGCGGCCCGCCUGAACAGACAUGGGACGCGGUUCUCGCCCUCGUCGACGGCUGCUGGCGACGACGGGCUUGGCGAGAGGCAGCCUGCAAACGAAGCGGCCCUUGCGGAGCCGCGCCGGGGCAGCCUGAGAGGGGAUGACGAGUUCCACGAUGCCGUGUCGCAGAUGGAAGACGACUUCACCGACAGCGAUAGCGAGCUCGAGCUGAACGGCUUCAAUCAUGAUCUCGAUGCCGCGGCUGCUGAGCGCGAGAAGGUCGAGCGUGCGCACCAUGAGGCGGCUGAACGUGCAGAGCUUGCCGAGCGUGAGGAACGUGAGGUGGCUGAACGUGCCGAAGCCGAACGCUUAGAGUACGAGGCGGCUGAACGCGAGGCGGCGGAACACGCUAGGCGCGAGGAGGCUGAAUUCGAGGCAGCCGACCUCGCCAGACGCGAGGCGGGAGACCUCCGAGUCCAGGAAGAGCGCGAGGCCGAGGAGCUCCGGCUCCAGGAAGAACGCGAGGCCAUCCUCGUCGCCGAGACGCGCCGCCUUGAGAAGGAGCGCUUGUACAUGGAAGCGGCGCGGAUAGAGGAGGACCGCAUUGCAGCCAAGGACGAAGAGGAGCGCCUGGCCUCGCUUCUUCGCGCGGAGGAGGAGGAGCGGCGUGCCGCAGCCGACGCCGAACGACGUGUCCGUGAAGAGCACGAAGCCGAAGAAGCGCGUCUGGUGCAAGAACGCCGCCUCGCUGAGAUGGAAGAACGUUUAGCUGCUCAGCAAGAGGAAGCGCGCUUAGCUGCCGAACGUGAAGCCGAGCGCGAGGCAGCCGAGCGUGCAGAGGAACAGCGUCUCGAAGCCGAGCGAGCGGAACAGGAACGUGCCACCAUCGCCGCCGCCAAAGCCGAGCAAGAACGCUUCGAACGCUCGGCCCGCGAACGUGACGAAGUCACCCGCCAACUACAGGGUGGCAAGUCUGACGGCGGCGUCAUGCUCCGCGGCUGGGUGACGGUCCAGACGAUGAACUCGCCGACCUGGCGCCGGCGAUACUUCCACCUCUUAGCGAGCGAACUGCGUCUCUUCAAGAGCGACAGCGAGAGCGAUACCGGCCGCGCGUUAACGACCGUCCCCCUUGGGAAUGCCAAGAUUAGCGAGGCGUACGAGGAGAGCGCGGUGCAGGGGAGUUGGAAGGUUGAGGCGGGGAAUAAGGAGUUUUACAUGUUUGCGGAUAGCGUUGAUGACCGCGCGACCGUGUUGCAGGGACUCGUUAUUGCUAUUGGGUAA